Molecule: messenger RNA, 1238 nt
Organism: Rubroshorea leprosula
Lineage: Eukaryota; Viridiplantae; Streptophyta; Magnoliopsida; Malvales; Dipterocarpaceae
Source: the annotation of a GenBank genome assembly
CAGGCACCUGAUAUCCCCUCUCACUUCAAUUCCUCUCUAUCUUGUAAGAAAUACACAGAGAGGGAAAAAAAUGGAAGAGAAAUCAAUGAUGAAGUUGAUGAACGCAGUGAAGCCAUAUUUGGCAAUGGUGUCCCUACAGUUUGGAUAUGCAGGGAUGUAUGUUAUCACCAAGGUUGCUCUCAAGCAUGGCAUGAAUCAUUACGUUCUUGCAGUCUACCGUCAUUUGGUUGCCACGCUUGUCAUUGCUCCCUUCGCUUUUUUCCUUGAAAGGGAUGCAAGGCCGAAGAUGACACUCGCCAUCUUCCUCCGAAUAAUUGCACUUGGUUUCCUUGAGCCAGUGAUUGACCAAAAUUUAUAUUAUCAAGGUAUGAAGUAUACCUCAGCCACCCUGGCUUCUGCUACCGCAAAUGCUGUUCCUGCCAUUACCUUUGUAUUGGCACUCAUUUUCAGGAUAGAGAGCUUCAACCUGAAGAAAAUACAGAGCAUAGCAAAGGUGGUAGGAACAGUGAUUAUGAUCCCAGGGGCAAUAAUCAUGACUAUCUACCAAGGCCCUGCUAUAUUCAGAGGCGAAAAACACCAUGCAGACAGCGGCCACUCCCACGUAGACAAGAUGCAGACGCAUUGGGUAGUCGGAACAGUCAUGCUCCUAGCCCGGUGCUGGGGCUGGGCUGGUUUCUCCAUAUUGCAGUCAGUCACCUUGAAGCAGUACCCAGCAGAACUGUCUCUAACCACUCUAAUAUGCUUGACCGGCACUCUUGGUGGUGCUGUCGUUUCAUUUGUCGCGGAACCGCACCUGCAUCCCUGGAAGAUUGGGUUUGGAUCUGGCCUCCUUGCUGCUGUUUACUCUGGAGUGGUUUGCUCUGGGAUUGCAUAUUAUAUUCAAGGAGUUGUAAUGAAGAAGCGGGGGCCGGUGUUUACAACGGCCUUUAGCCCUCUGGGAAUGAUCAUCACUGCUGUGAUCAGCUCCAUAACAUUAUCAGAGAGUAUCGGUUUGGGAAGCGUAAUUGGAACGCUUCUCAUAAUCUCUGGGCUUUACACCGUGCUGUGGGGCAAAAGCAAAGAUCAGACAGAAUCAACCGCAGCAAUCGACCAAAGGAGUAUUGCCCAGGAAUUGCCAGUCACGAACACUGCCAGUUCAAUUACAUCCGUCAUGAUUGAUAAUGACUACGUUAAGAAAGAUGUGGCAGAAAGUUAGAUCCCAAGGGCCAAUUGCUAGAGAAUAAAACUGAAUUAUCAAU